AUGCCUUCAGGAGCACGUCUAAUAACCCCAUUGGAAGCGCUGCCCUAUCGGGUCGGCAGCGCUCGAUACGUUUGCUCCACCUGCAGACGCCAAUUCAUCCCGCGCUGCACCUCUCAGCCGAUAAUACACCACCAAACUCGUCGUCACAAUUCUUCUGACAGCAACAAUGUACCGUUUAGCGAAAAGGUUCGACGAAGGAUUUGGGGAACCGAGAAUCCUCCAGGGCUGAAGGAUCCUUAUGGUGGAGAGAGCUUUCUGGAGAAAAGAGCUCGCGAGCAGCGCGAGGCAAAAGCGCCGCAGCCAGAGCUAGAGCCAGAAUAUGUCCCGGAAGCAGAAACUGCAUCCGUUGCUGAAGUGUCCGCGACCGAGGCUGGAGAGUACGUUCCCGCAACGACGUGGGACGGCUUAGAACACGUUGGAUCGUCCGGACAGUGGUGGGAACAAUCUCCAACACCCGCCGACUCUUUUGUUGCAUUCAUGCACAAAGGUCAACUUACCACCCGCGACGAGAUUCUUACAGCCCUCCAUCAGACUGUCGUGGAACUAUGCAUCAUGAAGGAGCUUAACAAGCCGUUCGAGCGCGUUUGCGAAAUUUGGGAGCAUGAGGACCGGUUACUCGCACUUAUCAAUCGCGUCGAAGUCAAAGCAGCCAGCCAGCCUGGAAUCGAUGCUCUCGUUUUCCCUAGCGAGACUGCAAAAGCGGCGUUACUGGAGUUCUUUCGCGAUUUUGACCUUGAACAAGAGUUCGACAAUGCCGAGAAUCUUGACGAAUCUGAGGGUCCUAGCUCGGUUUCCGAGUCCCACGAGCCGAGCAAACUAGCAGAGCUUAACAAUACCGAUUUGGAAAUCCGCACGCCCGAAAAUUUGGAUUUCUUGUCCCUGCCACUCGAAGACCGAGAAUUCCAGUUUGCUUUCCUCAAGCGCGCUAGCCAGCUCACUGGACAUCGUAUUCCCGAUCCGGAACUUCUAUCUAUUACUAAAGUAUCCCGCCUGCUGGCAUUGUUUACCGCAGCAUCUAAACCGAAGCCAGCUAAGUUGGCCGAUAUUCUCAUUGCGGAAGGGAAAUUUGCGGCUCUUCCAAACGUGAAGAUCUUUGAUAGGAGACAGACCCCAAUUGACCAUGAGAAGGAAGUUGGUCGAUGGAAGAUCAUCGAGGAAGAGCUUACUAAGAGAGGUCUGCCUGUUACUGGACGGGUUAGCACAUGA
Coccidioides immitis RS is the source of this 1206-nucleotide messenger RNA. RefSeq lists its product as uncharacterized. The transcript has 3 exons. The coding region runs from base 1 to 1206 and encodes 401 amino acids. Gene Ontology annotation, cellular component: mitochondrion. The record is from RefSeq and is a predicted model, not a curated record. Lineage: Eukaryota; Fungi; Ascomycota; Eurotiomycetes; Onygenales; Onygenaceae.